This is a messenger RNA of Arvicola amphibius (Eurasian water vole), 3951 nucleotides long. RefSeq names its product maestro heat-like repeat family member 5. Bases 1 to 3951 code for a protein of 1316 amino acids. Gene Ontology annotation, cellular component: cytoplasm. The record is from RefSeq and is a predicted model, not a curated record. The transcript has 29 exons. Lineage: Eukaryota; Metazoa; Chordata; Mammalia; Rodentia; Cricetidae.
AUGAAUGAUGGCUUUCAGAGGGUUGUGCAGUGUCUUGGCUACCAGCUCAGCAUUGGCCCUGACUGGCUGGCUAGGAAGAAGCUUCCUAGUGUCCACAUGGAUCCUGCCACAGAUUCAGCCAAUUUCUUUCCAACUCUUCUCAGUGUGGUGAAUGGCCAGGCCCCAGGAAAUUAUUUGGAUUUGGGGAUCUUGGGAGAGUACUCGAAUAUUGACCCAUCCUGGGAGAAUGUGGCAGUCAGUAAGAUCAAGAGCAUGAUGGUCACAGAGCAGGGCCUGGCACUGGACACCAUCUGCCAUUUCCUAGAGGAGCACAGCCAGCUCUGGGAAAAGCGGAAGACAUCACCCAAGGAUUCCUCUAUGCAGAAGCUCCUAGAAUUCCUCAGCCUGGACCCCAAGCAAACUUCUGAUAAGGCCUUGGUCUUCCAUCUCUAUGGGCUGAUCCUGCGUGAGUGCCCCAGCGUGGAGCAUGUUCAGUGCCACCUGGCCAGCCUCCUGGAGCUGUCCCACCAGCACUCCAGCUACCGAGAGGGAAUUGCUCUGGCUGUGGGCCUGGCCUCCACCGAACACUUGCAGGAGGUAUGGGCCCUGCUGGAGCACCUGGGCCGCACCAAGUUCCUGCGUUCAGCCGCUGUGUCCCCAGACAGCCAGGAUGAGAUCCUGAAGUCAAGCUUCCUGUCUGCGGCCAUCCUGCUCACGAGAUCGCUCCGGGAAGAGUAUAGCUCCCGGAGGUACAAGUUCACUCAGAUUCCAGAGCUCAUCCAGUGCCUCCUGGACAUCCUCAAGGAGGAGCCCAACUUCUUGGCCACCUUCUUCCGGCAGAAGGUCAUCCUGGUUGUCAUGGGCCUGAGUAACCUGCGACCGGGACUCAAACCCCUGCUUAAGUCCCAGGUCCUGCAGACUUGCCUGCACAGUGUAUACAGGCUUCCUGCUACUGAGCACCUAAACAGUGAUUUGCCUUCAUGGAGCCAAGCUCCAGAUGUCAACAGGCUUCCCGCUACUGAGCCCAUGAAGAGUGGUUCGCCUUCAUCAAAACAAGCUCCAGAUGUCAUGCUGGUGAUACUGGAGUCUGGGGCCUACAUGGAGAAAGUGGGCCACUGUGGUGAGCCUGGCCCUGCUUCUAGCCUGAGUGCUCUCUUUGCUCUGAGUCAUAUGAGAAGCCAAAAGUCCUUCUUGGGAAAACAGCAGGUCAGCAGGAAAGAUAUCAGAGCAGCAGACUACCUCAGUGGCCUCAGGAGAGAGGUGGGCAGAGCUGGAGGAGACAUGCUUGAGCAGCUAGAGGGACCCGUUUGCUCACACCACAGCUCCUCCGGGAAAAGUCUGGAGGCUGAACUUACUAUCCCAGCUGCCGCCAAUGCGGUCCCUGUCCCUUGCCCUUGCCAGGUGCUGUACAAGAAGACAAUGCGUGCCCUGGACCUGCUCCUCCAGAACUUCAUCUCUGAGAACCCGAGCAUGGAUGAGAUCUGCUUCCUCCUGCAGCACACAGAGCACUGGUUGAAAUCUGACAAGAGCCAUGAGCGCUGCCGGGCUCUCCAGUCCAUCUUCCUGCUUCUGCAGUAUGUGGUUGACUCUUUGAAGCUCGCUAAAGAGGCCGUGCCAUCCGUGCUGGGCCACCAGUUAGGCCUCCUGACUCUGCUUUGGCGGGAUAAAAACGAGAUCACCCAAGAGCUUUCCCACCGCUGUGUCUUCCUCCUCAUGCAGCUCGUGUUACAGCAGAAAGGGAAGUUGGUGGAGUCUGCACAGUUGAGCAAGAUGAAGCACUUUGAAACCAGCGAGUCUAGAGAGUGGGAGGUGAAGCUCUACCACGCGGUGAAGGCCUUCAAGAACUUGACAGUGGCGCAGCACACACAGCUGAUCCUUACCCUGGUGCACAAUCUGGGCAGCUGGAACUACCUCCGCUGCGACCUUGCUGCCCAGCUUCUACUGAUGAUCUGUGAGGAACCUGGUUUAAGGAAGGAACAGGUGGCUGAGAUCUUGCAAGGCCUGUUCCAGGAACUGCCAAACAUCCACUCUCAGAGUGUUCAGCAGACCAUAAGUAAGGUCACCAUGACUCUGGGGACCCAGCAUAUUCAGGAGGUGGUGGAGGUGGUCUUGUCCCUAUGUCACCCCUCAGAUAGGUGGAUCCUACUGCUGUGGAGGGCUCUGGCUACCAACUACCGCUUAGCUCGUGAUGUUAUAACCCUGCUCUAUGUAAAGCUGAAACUGCGGCCACCCAGGAGGCUCCUCCACUCCACAUAUCAGGCCCGUCUGGUCUCCCUGAUGGCACUGGGUACCAUUUAUGAGCUUCUCUACACCCCGGAGUACAGGGACACGGUCCGCUGGGCUUUCGCAGGGAUCCUUCUGGGCCUCCUUACAGAACUCUACUACCUGCUGGAGGUGGGCCUGGUGGAUGGUAUCUUUGACUACGAAGAAGAUAAUCUAGCCUCUAAGCCCCUGGGGCCCUGCAGGACCUGCCUGGAAGCCCUCAAGGGCCUCUUUUGGACCAAUGAGUACUGGGAAGUGUUUGCCGAUGUCAAGCUGAUCCAGGGCUGGGAGCUUUUUGCGCAGUUGGAAACCUUCCCAAAGGGAGUGACCCUUUUGGCCAGGGCCAUGGCUCACUAUAACUGCGAGGUCAAGGCUGUCUUGGGGCAGGCUCUCAUCUCCCUGAAGAGCACUGAGGAGCGUGACAACAUCGUGGCCAUCUGCAUCAUCACUGAGUUUCUCAACAGCCCAAAUGUCUGCCAGAACGUGUCUCGGAAGGCCAUGGACCACUCCCUGAACCUGGGCCUUUCCAGCCGCAACCAAACAGUGCGAGUUCUGAGCCUGAAGGGGCUAGGCAGCGCCCUGAUGCAGCCUUACAAGGUAACUCUGCUAAGAAGUAAGUUGAUGGAGCUUUUGGACAACUUCCUGCAGCCUGAGUUCAAGGACCUUUUGGGCCUGAUGGAGAUCCUGGGCCACCUCCUACACUGUCUGGGUGUCCAUGGCAUCGGAAUUGCCAGCUUCAAGAUUGCUCAACACCUUCUUAACCUGUUCACAGAUGAAAGAGCAAAGAUACGAGAACAUGCCAUCUUCCUGUUUGGAGAUGUUAUCCACUAUGGUGGCAAGAAGUUUCGACAGAGCCUCAAGAUCCUGGCUUUCCAAGCUUUAGUGCCCCUGCUCUUCCAUAUGGCUGACCCCUGCCCAGAAGUGGCUGUGAAGGCCAAGUACACCUUCCUGCGCUGCGCCAUCUUGUUAAAAUGGGAGUUCCGGAAGGAGCUGUUUGGCAAGCUGGCAUGGGGCCAAGGGCCAGGUGCUGAGAAUGACAUUUUUGUCUACAUGAUAGAAAGCAACUUUGGCAGCUACCAGCAGUUUCUCAGUCAGGCCUUGAUUUAUCUGGACAGCCCCCAAAAGAACCUGAAGCUGGCAGCUAUGAGGUUCAUCGGGGGGUUGCUUCAGGACUACUUCAAUGAACUCUGCUUCUACUUGACAAAGGACGAUGUGAUCAUGCUGAAGAACUAUUUGGAGGCCCUCAGCCAUGAUACAGACUCCAGGACCAGAAAGUUCUAUCUGAACCAUUGGGAUGAUGUUAUAGAGCUGUCCCACUACAUACCCAUUCUCCCCAGCAAAGACACCUUCCCUAAGCCCAUUCAGGCCCUUCAGUCAUGCGCAGUACCUUUGCCUACCACAGUGGCAUUAGGAUACCAUGGAGACUACCAGGGUAGACUCAGGAUGUGGAAAACAGACGUAAAUACAGCCAGUGACUCGGGUGUGGCUGUACAGGAGGCACAUAGACUCCUAAGAGAUGCUCAGAUAGACUGUGCCCAUUCAGCGUGGAGGUGCUGGGUCACAUCAGAAACCCAGAAAUUACUAAACACUCCCACCUGCCAGCCACAUCCCCAAAGGGAGGCAGCAGGAUUGAGGAGGAAUCAGAAGCAGGAAGGAGCUGAAGAGGUUCUGGAUGCCCCUCUAGGACCAGAACUUCCAAGUCAGUCCUAA